UUGAUGUGUGCAGUAUGCAAACUCCACCCCGGGCAUUUCGUCUCUCGGAGAAAGAGAGGAGAGAGAGAGAGAGGAGGAGGAGGGGAAGAAGACGAAAUAAAGCAGGGCAGGAGGGAGUUGGAGAGGGAGAAGCAGCAGUUCAGGAGAGAGGCUCCUUGCACAGACAGACAGAGAGAGAGGGAGGAUGAGGCUGCUCUGUGUCCCCGGCUCGAUGCUCAGUUAUAAAGGGACAACUUUCCCCUUGAUCGCUGCUAAACUCGCUCAGAAAUCUUUCCCGUUUCCAGCCCCCCUCAGUCUGUAAAAGCUGCUUCCAAAGCGGCGCGGAUUCGGCUCGUCCGCCCGCAGUUUAAAGCUGUGCAGAAGGAGAGAGGGAGUGAGAAAAAGGAGAGAGGGAGGGGGGCGAAGGCUUUUAAACAGCAACAAAAAGAAACUCGAGGGGAAGAUGAUGUCGACUGGAAAAAUCUGGAGUGGAUUUAAUGUCCGUGUGUUGUUCACCUUGCUGGAAGUCUGGGAGAUUUCUGGAGAGACUCUGGAGCCUAUUUAUUGGAAUUCGCUGAAUAGACGGUUUCUCGAUGCCGAGGGGUAUGUGCUGUACCCACAGAUAGGAGAUCGGAUUGAUCUGAUUUGCCCACAGUCCAUUCCACGCGGCUCGUUCUCUACCGAGGAGUACGAGUAUUAUCAGCUGUACCUGGUGAGCGAGGAGCAGGCGGCGCGCUGUGACACGGUGAUGAGUCCGACUGUGCUGUUAACAUGUGACAAACCCGACCAGGUCACUCGAUUCACCAUCAAAUUCCAGCAGUUCAGCCCCAACCUUUGGGGCCUGGAGUUCAAACCCCAUCGCAACUACUACAUCAUCAAUCCGAAUGCCCCUCCACAGCUGAAGGAGCCGAGCCAGGAAGGUGACCAUCCGGACUCCGGUCAGGAUCCUGGCCUGGAAUCCACUGUCCGACUGGAACACGGAAACUCGUCAGUCUUUCUCACCAACUCCAGCGGGAGCAAUGACCAGGAUCACGGGACAGUGCCCAGCUCCAACACCCUGCUGAUCGCCGGCUCGGCUGGGGGGGUCGCUUUCCUGCUGCUCCUGCUGUCUGGGGUCACUGUGGGGGUGCUGUGCUACCGGCGGCGACGUUCCAAGCUGGCCGAGGGUCACCGGCCGGCCCUCCACCUCAGCACCCUGACCAGCCCCAAACGGGGCACGGUGGGUAAUAACAACAGGUCCGGCUCCGAGCCCAGUGACAUCAUCAUCCCCCUCAGGACUUCCGACAGCACCUUCUGCCCCCAUUACGAGAAGGUGAGCGGUGACUAUGGGCAUCCUGUCUACAUUGUGCAGGAGAUGCCACCUCAGAGCCCCGCCAACAUUUACUACAAGGUGUGA
Molecule: messenger RNA, 1375 nt
Organism: Rhincodon typus (whale shark)
Lineage: Eukaryota; Metazoa; Chordata; Chondrichthyes; Orectolobiformes; Rhincodontidae
Product: ephrin-B2-like
Exons: 4
Coding region: 443-1375 (310 amino acids)
Biological process (GO): axon guidance; ephrin receptor signaling pathway
Cellular component (GO): plasma membrane
Molecular function (GO): ephrin receptor binding
Source: RefSeq, a predicted model, not a curated record